CUCAUCACCCACUUGCUGCGGGCAGACUCCUCUAUUGUCAACCCCCCACAGUUCUCUCGCUUGUCACUCCGUUUGAUGGCUGGCGCUGCUUCAUCUCCUUUCAAGAAAAUCCAGAUUCAAAGGGACGACACUACAUUUGAUGCAUAUGUUGUUGGCAAAGAAGAUGCUCCUGGAAUUGUUGUGCUUCAGGAGUGGUGGGGUGUGGAUUUUGAAAUCAAGAAUCAUGCUGUGAAGAUUUCUCAACUUGGUUCUGGAUUUAAAGCUCUUAUCCCAGAUCUCUAUAGAGGAAAGGUUGGUCUUGAUGCAGCAGAAGCACAGCAUUUGAUGGAUGGUCUUGAUUGGCAAGGUGCUGUAAAGGAUAUCCGUGCUUCAGUUAACUGGCUUAAAGCACAUGGGUCAAAGAAGGCUGGCGUGACUGGAUUUUGCAUGGGGGGUGCACUCUCCAUUGCAAGUUCUGUAUUGACUCCAGAAGUUGACGCUGUUGUAGCUUUCUAUGGAGUUCCUUCUUCAGAGCUUGCAGACCCUAGUCAAGCCAAGGCUCCAGUUCAGGCCCACUUUGGAGAGCUAGAUAACAUAGUUGGCUUUUCAGAUGUUACGGCUGCGAAGACCUUGGAGGAGAAGCUGAAGGCAUCUGGAGUGCCUUAUGAGGUACACAUGUAUCCGGAAAAUGCACAUGCAUUCAUGAACAGGUCUCCUGAAGGAAUUAAGAGGAGGAAGAGCAUGGGAUUACCUGAUGAAGAUGAAGCUGCGGUCCAGCUGGCUUGGUCACGCUUCCAAUCCUGGAUGACCCGUUACUUGUCGGACUAAUUAAUUUUCUGGCUGGCUAAACGCUGACUCGUGAGCUGUGAGCAAGCUUGUUUGUACUCUUGGGUUGUUUCUUUAUGAUUGGAUGCAUUUUCAAGAAACUUAACUUGAUAAUAAUCUUAAAAUCUUGUGGUUUUCCUGUAAUUACGUAAAUAUGGUGUUUAGCUAGUGCCGAGUGGUAUACAAAAUUGAAGCUCGGACCUGUGAGCACUGUUGUUUUUUACGUUUGUUACUUUGAGAGCUUGAGAGUACAUCUUCGAGAAAUUUCACUCGAGAACAAUCUGAAAAGGUUAUGGUUUUCCUGUAAUUAAGUAGGUAUGGUGUUUUACUAGUGUUGCCAAUAUACUGUUCGCUGCUUUUCUACUUC
This is a messenger RNA of Prosopis cineraria, 1171 nucleotides long. RefSeq lists its product as uncharacterized. Gene Ontology annotation, molecular function: hydrolase activity. The transcript has 5 exons. The record is from RefSeq and is a predicted model, not a curated record. NCBI's taxonomy places the organism in Eukaryota, Viridiplantae, Streptophyta, Magnoliopsida, Fabales, Fabaceae. Bases 76 to 807 code for a protein of 243 amino acids.